CCACUACAUCACCAAAGUGAAGCGUUCGCGGGCACACUUCUCUUAAGUGCGCUCGUGAGUGUGUUGCGCGUCGGACGCACGUCCCAGUUUUGGCACUGAUGCGAGUGUGUAGGAACCCAGCGCGUCCUCCUCUCUCUCCUCUAACCUCCUCACAGCGAGACGCACGAUUCCACAGGAUGCCUCACCAUAUGCUUCUCUUAACCACUGAGUUUGGGGUUGGAAUGUAGGCGAUCCAUCGGGCGCAGAGCGAGUUCUGGAUUUGGAUGCUUCGCUGGCACUGCUUUGCGGGUGAUGGUGAAGCGCGUCUUGCGCGCUGCCGCACGUUUCCUCGAUCUUUCCUCGGGACGUUUGGCGAAGGGAAAUGUGAAGAAGGCUUAAAGAAUGGCAUGUAAACAUGGUUUCUGCCAAGAAGGAGAUGGUGACUGCGAUGUACCCCACUUCUAUUUCCACUCUCCUCUACUUUCUCUGUGUGGCGGCUUGCAUAAAGAGAAUAUCUGGACAGAUCAGAAAGGAUGAGAAAUUAUACCCGGAAAAUUUCACGCGCAUUCUGGACCGACUCCUGGAUGGAUACGACAACAGACUCCGACCUGGAUUUGGGGGUCCAGUAACAGAAGUGAAGACUGAUAUUUACGUCACAAGUUUUGGCCCAGUUUCCGACGUGGAGAUGGAGUACACCAUGGAUGUGUUCUUCCGCCAGACGUGGGUGGAUAGGCGGUUAAAAUAUGAUGGCCCAGUGGAGAUCCUCCGGCUAAAUAACCUGAUGGUGACCAAAGUCUGGACCCCUGACACGUUCUUCCGGAAUGGCAAAAGAUCCGUGGCUCACAACAUGACGGCGCCCAAUAGACUCUUCCGAAUCAUGAAGAACGGCACCAUCCUGUACACUAUGAGAUUGACAAUAAGUGCAGAAUGUCCCAUGAAACUUGUCAAUUUCCCGAUGGAUGGCCAUUCCUGCCCUCUGAAGUUCGGCAGCUAUGCCUAUCCAAAGACUGAGAUGAUCUACACCUGGACCAAAGGGCCACAGCAUUCUGUGGAGGUCCCACCUGAGUCGUCCAGCCUGGUCCAGUACGACCUCAUCGGACAGACUGUGUCAAGCGAGACUGUAAAAUCCAUCACAGGUGAAUAUGUGGUAAUGACGGUCUACUUCCACUUGAAACGGAAAAUGGGCUACUUCAUGAUUCAGACGUACAUCCCCUGCAUCAUGACUGUAAUCCUUUCCCAAGUGUCUUUCUGGAUAAAUAAGGAAUCCGUACCCGCCAGAACUGUCUUUGGAAUCACCACCGUGCUCACUAUGACGACCCUCAGCAUCAGCGCUCGUCACUCUCUGCCCAAGGUCUCGUACGCCACAGCCAUGGAUUGGUUCAUCGCCGUGUGUUUUGCUUUCGUCUUCUCUGCUCUCAUCGAGUUUGCCGCCGUGAACUACUUUACCAACGCGCAGGCGGAGAGAGCCAAGAGAAAACAGGCCGCUGCCGCUGCAGCCAGUGCCAAGAGCUCCACACCGUCAGGCAAAGCGAAAGACACAGAGGAGGUUCUACAGCAAAACUCGGACACCAACGGCAACCUGCGAAAACGUGUCAACUCCAGCAUUCAGUCUCAACCGGACUCCAAGAAAACCCAAAGAACCGAAACAUCUAGCAAGAGCGCCGCAGCCACAUCCAAACCAACUCUGACCAGCCAAUCAUCUUCCACCUCAGAGGGUACCAGCAGUUUCUCCAGCCAGUCACGUCUAAGCCCCAGUUCUGCCAGCCAAUCAAAUGCAGCCACUUUAUCCUCCGCCUCCAAGACCACACCGCCAGCCCCGCCCUCUACACCAACAGUUCCCGAGAAACAAUCGCCGGGUGCGACCCCUGGCUCCGCCUCUCUUCACCAUCUCCUUGGGCCUAAAUUAGAAAAUAUUAAAAAGAAGGAAGCCAAGGCCGCACCUCAACCCGCCGCCCCUGCGACCGGAGGAGCCAGCAAGAUCGACGAAUAUGCACGUAUUUUAUUCCCAGUGUCCUUUGGGGCAUUCAACAUGGUGUACUGGGUGGUUUACUUAUCCAAAGACACCAUGGAGGCCAAGGGAGGCUAACAAGAACAGGCUUGGUUGUUUGUACGCUUUUUUUUACAACUCGCUGAACAAAUGAAGUAAAGAGCCCUCUUAAGGAUUACAUCAACUGUUCAAUUCCAAGAAAUGAAAUUCUUUUACGGCAGAUGAGCGCACAGAAGAGAUUAUCUGGGUGAAAUAAUAUUAAAACUUUUUUGUUGUUUAUCCAAAGGGCCGUACACAAGAUUAAGCAUGUGGAUAUAUUAUAAUAAGUAAAAAUAAUUCAAUUAAAAAACAAUCCAAGCAAUCUCACAGGAAUGAAUCCUAGAUUUAUCUGUUGUUUGUUUGAAUAGCCAUAUUUCCGGUCUGUCCUAUUUAUUGCCGGACACACUGAAGAAGGAACAAUGCUACUGAAUAGAAAAAUCAAUACCAGGGCCGUUUAGUCUAUUUUUAUAUAGAGACACUUCCGGGAAAAAUCCUUCAUUGGAAGAACCGUUUUCGGAAAACCAACAGAUCUGAACUGAACUUGCAGAUGUCUGCCAAGAAGACAUAUUUCUGACAUAGUAUUUCUUUCAGUUGUGACGCAAUCUAAUUUUAAACCACAUCAUGGUGUAUGUAAACUAUCAGGCAUGAAUGGUAUCUAUUCUGUGUUCUCUCGCCGAGAGAAAACGUUGGAAGAGAGCGUGUGCUGAUCAGUGAAAAACACAUAUGCAUGUCUUUUAUUUUUUAAAGAGACUAAAAGAAUUUUUGUCGUUACAAAUUAAGUCGUUAAAACACAAAUGAUGGUUUUCUCUCUUUGUUUUUGAAGUUAAAUGGCUUGUUUUUGGUUUAGUUCAUUUUGGGUUUCAUUUUCAUUGUUGCAGUAUUUUUUGUCUUAUAGCUGAUACAUUCUGCUAUAAACAAGGAAGUGUGAUAUAUAGGAAAGGAGUUCCAACAAAUGAAGGCCCCCUGGAGCCUGGUGCCGUGGCAACCUCACAGGGUCCAGAUGGUUCUGGAGUCAUUUAGAACAAUAAGAGGUUUAAACAGACUGAUGUUGUCAUAGAAGAGCUGGAGGAUGACGAAAACCUCCACCAAUUCACAUAGGGCUGUUUUUUGUAUGUGUAAAUUGGAUAUAAACAGUGACUGGUUGAGGUCUACAUUAUCCACCAAUUGUUAGUUGUCACAAAAAGUCAGUGUUAAAGGAAUAAAUCACUCAAAAAUGGUCCCAUGGAACAUAAAAGAAAAAAAAAAGAGGAAAUGUAUAGCAGAAUGUUUGAAGUCCAAAAAUGACAAAAAAAAAGCACCAUAAAAGUAGCUCAAAUGACUUCUGAAGCAAUAGCUUUGUGUGAGUAACUGAAAUUUGAAACAUUUAAUUUUUUAAUAAACAUGAAUGUGAAUAAAAUAUGUAUGGAAGCUUAUUUCCGCAACUGAAUAAAAAUAAAAAAGGUAAUUGCGACUUUUUAUCUCACAAUUCUGACUUUUUUUCUCAGAAUUGCGAGAUAUAAACUCAUAACUGCAAAAUAAAACUCACAAUUCUGAGAAAGUCAAGUCUUUUUUUCCUCAGAAUUGGACUUUAUAACUCACGAUUGCAAGUUUAUAUCUCGCAAUUCUGACUUUAUAACUCGCAAGUACGAUAUGUCACAAUUCUGACUGUAACUCGCAAUUGCGAGUUUAUAUCACACAAUUCUGACUUUAUAACUCGCAAUUGCCAAUUAUAUCUCGCAAUUCUGAGAAAAAAGUCGCAAUUAUCUUUUAUUUUUUAUUCUGUGGCAAAAACAAGCUUCCAUAAAUAUGGCGAAAGUGUUUACUGACAAACAACAAUUAAAUUUUGGCUUGUUUGUCACACAAAGCUAUUGUUUGACAUAUAUAAAAAAUAGUCAUACAGACUACUUUUUAUAGAUUGUUGUGCAGCGAUGUCAUAGAAGAACCAUUUUUGGUUCCUGAAAGAACCUUUCAAUAAAAAGUAAGUAACUUUUGCUCAUUUAA
Messenger RNA from Ctenopharyngodon idella (grass carp), 3985 nucleotides. It is a transcript of the gene gabra4, whose product is annotated as gamma-aminobutyric acid type A receptor subunit alpha4. Bases 395 to 2065 code for a protein of 556 amino acids. Gene Ontology annotation, biological process: monoatomic ion transmembrane transport; gamma-aminobutyric acid signaling pathway; signal transduction. The record is from RefSeq and is a predicted model, not a curated record. Gene Ontology annotation, cellular component: neuron projection; GABA-A receptor complex; postsynapse. The transcript is spliced from 9 exons. Gene Ontology annotation, molecular function: GABA-gated chloride ion channel activity; benzodiazepine receptor activity; inhibitory extracellular ligand-gated monoatomic ion channel activity. NCBI's taxonomy places the organism in Eukaryota, Metazoa, Chordata, Actinopteri, Cypriniformes, Xenocyprididae.